Saccharomyces kudriavzevii IFO 1802 is the source of this 3498-nucleotide messenger RNA. It is a transcript of the gene SWH1, whose product is annotated as oxysterol-binding protein related protein SWH1. The transcript has a single exon. Gene Ontology annotation, molecular function: sterol binding; protein binding. Gene Ontology annotation, cellular component: cytosol; membrane; intracellular membrane-bounded organelle. Lineage: Eukaryota; Fungi; Ascomycota; Saccharomycetes; Saccharomycetales; Saccharomycetaceae. The coding region runs from base 1 to 3498 and encodes 1165 amino acids. The record is from RefSeq and is a predicted model, not a curated record. Gene Ontology annotation, biological process: maintenance of cell polarity; piecemeal microautophagy of the nucleus; endocytosis.
AUGCAACAUGCUGAUCUAGCCUCCGUCGUCGUCAGCAAGCCGCUGCUGAAGCUGAAGCUCCUCGACGCCCUGCGCCAGGGAAGCUUCCCGAACCUGGAAGACCUUCUCCAGAGGCAGUUCCAGCCACUGGACGACCCGAACGUCCAGCAGGUGCUCCAUCUCAUGCUCCACUACGCCGUCCAGGUCGCCCCCAUGGCUGUCAUCAGGGACAUCGUCCGCCAUUGGGCCUCCCCGGGCUCCACGCUCCUGGACAUCCACCUCGAUCUAAACGAACAAGACUCCAAUGGCAACACCCCGCUGCACAUCGCCGCGUACCAGUCUCGUGGCGACAUCGUGGCGUUCCUCAUGGAGCAGCCCACCAUCAACGACUGCGUGCUCAAUAACUCCCGCCUGCAGGCCAUCGAAAUGUGCAAGAACCUGAACAUCGCACAGAUGAUGCAGGUGAAGCGCUCCACAUACGUCGCAGAGACCGCCCAGGAGUUCAGGACGGCCUUCAACAACAGAGACUUUGCCCACCUGGAGUCCAUCCUCUCCAGCCCCAGGAACGCAGAGCUCCUCGACAUCAACGGCAUGGACCCGGAGACCGGCGACACCGUUCUGCACGAGUUCGUCAAGAAAAGAGACGUCAUCAUGUGUCGCUGGCUGCUCGAACACGGCGCAGACCCCUUCAAGAGAGACCGCAAGGGCAAACUGCCCAUCGACCUCGUGAGGAAAGUCAACGAAAACGACACCGCCACCAACACCAAGAUCGCCAUCGACAUAGAGCUCAGGAAGCUCCUGGACAGAGCCACCAGGGAGCAAAGCGUCAUCGACGUCACAAACAACAACCUGCACGAGGCCCCCACUUAUAAGGGCUACCUGAAGAAAUGGACCAACUUCGCGCAGGGCUACAAACUGCGCUGGUUCAUCCUGAGCAGUGACGGCAAGCUGUCGUACUACAUCGACCAGGCAGACACGAAAAACGCUUGCAGGGGCUCCUUGAACAUGUCGUCGUGCUCCCUGCAUUUGGAUUCGUCUGAAAAACUGAAGUUCGAAAUCAUCGGCGGCAACAACGGCGUCAUCAGGUGGCACCUGAAGGGGAACCACCCCAUCGAGACAAACAGGUGGGUCUGGGCCAUCCAGGGCGCUAUAAGGUACGCGAAGGACAGAGAACUCUUGCUGCACAACGCCAGCUGUUCGCCCUCCAUGGCUUUGAGCCACGGCCUGUCACCCAAUAUAGAAAGCUUGCAUGCUCCACCAAAACGCUUGACCAAGAGCCCGCAUCUGUCCAAGUCUAUUCUGGCGCCAAACAUUGACGCCGGUACCGAUGGCGAAAAUGCUAAUUAUGAUGGUGACGACGACGACGACAAGCCGCGCGUGGAUCCGUUGCCCCUGAUUUCGUCCAAAAGCCAAAGUUCUAGCGAUAUCGGUUCGGGUCGACGUUCCAGGAAAUCCACCCUCUCGUCUGGUGCACCACUAGAUGACGACCGUGGCUCUGGCGACGAUUCUGACGAUUCUGACGACGACGACGACAGCUCCUCGUUCACAGCAGACAACGGCGGUGAAGGAAAUAACGACGAAGACCUGAAUGCCAUUUAUGGUCCAUACAUCCAGAAACUACACAUGCUACAAAGAUCCAUAUCUAUCGAGUUGGCAUCUUUGAACGAGCUACUGCAAGACAAACAACAACAGCGGGACGAAUAUUGGAACACCGUUAACACCUCUAUCGAAACCGUCAGCGAGUUUUUCGAAAAACUAAACCGCUUAACCUCACAAAGAGAGAAAAGAAUGAUCGCCCAAAUGACCAAGCAACGUGACGUUAACAACGUCUGGAUCCAGUCAGUGAAAGAUCUGGAAAUGGAGUUGGUGGAUAAAGACGAAAAAUUGGUCGCAUUGGACAAAGAACGGAAAACCUUGAAGAAAAUGCUUCAAAAAAAAUUGGGCAGUCAACCUCAGAUUGACACGGAGGCCAACGAGGAUUCCGAUGAUGCAAAUUCAAUGGUAAAGGGAUCUCAAGAAUCAACAAACACUCUUGAAGAAAUCGUGAAAUUCAUCGAAGCCACAAAGGAAACUGAUGAAGACUCGGACGCUGAUGAGUUUUUCGAUGCAGAAGACGCAGCUUCGGACGCGGAGGCCAAAGAAACAACAGGAAACUUACCCAAAAAUGACGAAAACUCAGUCGGUGCGACACCAGAAGAAGAAACGACAGAAAAUGAAAGCCUCAUUGUAAUCAGCUCUCCACAAGUGGAAAAGAAAAACCAGCUUUUAAAGGAGGAGUCAUUUGUCGGGUACGAAGAUCCACUAAGAACUAAAUUGGCUUUGGACGAAGAUAAUCGCCCAAAGGUCGGUCUUUGGUCUGUUUUGAAAUCCAUGGUGGGUCAAGAUUUGACCAAAUUGACUCUUCCUGUAUCGUUUAAUGAGCCAACAUCGCUUCUACAAAGAGUUUCCGAGGAUAUCGAAUAUUCCCAUAUCCUUGACCAGGCCGCCACUUUUGAAGAUUCAUCCUUAAGAAUGCUGUAUGUGGCUGCCUUUACCGCAUCAAUGUAUGCAUCUACCACGAAUAGAGUAUCCAAACCGUUUAACCCCUUACUCGGUGAGACUUUUGAGUAUGCCAGAACCGACGGCCAAUAUCGGUUUUUCACCGAACAAGUUUCCCACCAUCCACCUAUCUCUGCCACUUGGACUGAGUCUCCUAAAUGGGAUUUCUACGGUGAAUGUAAUGUUAAUUCGUCAUUCAAUGGACGUACUUUUGCCGUACAGCAUUUAGGACUGUGGCACAUUAUCAUUCGUCCCGACCAUAAUGACGACGUUACAAAGGAAACAUAUUCCUGGAAAAAACCGAAUAACACUGUCAUCGGUAUUUUAAUGGGGAAACCGCAAGUCGAUAACAGCGGAGAUGUUCACAUUACAAACCAUACCACUGGAGACUAUUGUUUGCUGCAUUAUAGGGCCCAUGGUUGGACCUCAGCUGGCGCAUAUGAAGUUAGAGGUGAAAUAUUUAAUAAAAAUGACGAAAAAGUAUGGGUUCUUGGUGGGCAUUGGAAUGAUUCCAUCUAUGGGAAAAAGGUAACCUCUAGGGAUAUGGAAUUGACUCUGGAUAGAAUAAAGACGACAAAUUCCGCCAUGGGGGGACCAAAACUAGAUGGCUCCAAGUUCUUGAUCUGGAAAGCGAAUGAAAGACCUUCAGUGCCAUUCAACUUGACAUCGUUUGCGUUAACUUUGAAUGCUUUGCCACCCCACUUGUUACCAUAUUUACCACCCACAGAUAGUCGUUUGAGACCUGAUCAAAGGGCUAUGGAAUAUGGUGAAUAUGAUAAAGCUGCCGAGGAAAAACAUCGUGUUGAAGUGAAACAAAGAGCUGCAAAAAAGGAAAGGGAACAAAGGGGAGAGGAAUACAAACCAAAAUGGUUCAUUCAAGAGGAACAUCCCGUCACGAAAAGCCUAUACUGGAAAUUUAGUGGUGACUAUUGGAUCAAAAGAAAAGAUCAUAAAUUUGAAAACUGUGCUGAUAUUUACUAA